AUGCUCCUAUUCUGCUUGUACAUCCUGGGGCUGCCGCUGGCGCUGCUCAUCGCCCGCGGUUUCUACAAUGUGUUCCUCCAUCCCCUCCGUCGGUACCCGGGCCCGCUGCUCUGCCGCGCUAGCUUCCUCCCGCUCACGCUGCAGCACUGCCGGGGCGACUCGAACAAGCACAUCCAGGCCCUGCACAGGAAGUACGGCCCCGUCGUCCGCGUCGAGCCCAACCUGCUCAGCUACGCCGACAGCCGCGCCUGGUCCGACAUCUACGGGCACCGCAGGACCGAGGACAAGGCAAGGCCGCGGGGCGCCCUGCCCAAGGCGUACUUUGGCGUCCGCAAAAACCUCAAUGGCGUUUCCGACAUUCUUAAUGCGCCCACUGACAGCGACCACAGGCGUAUGCGAAAGGUCAUGAACCACAUGUUUGCCCCGUCGGCGAUAGCUAGCGAGGAGCCGCUGGUCCAGCGGUACGUCGACAAGAUGAUCGCCCGUUUGCGAGAGAGGGCCUCUCGGAGCGAGGAGGUCGACAUGCUGAUGUGGUACAAUUACACCACAUUUGACCUGCUGGGCUCGCUGGCCUUCGACCAGGACUUUGGCUGCCUGGAGAGCGGCGAGCUCCAUCCGUGGGUGGCCAACGUCUUCAGGUCGAUCAAGGAUAGCUUCCUGCAGCGGACGCUGAGCCGCUUCCCGCGCCCGCUCGACCGGCUGGCCCACCGCUACUGGACCGACAGCGCCCUAGUCCAGGCCCGCAAGGCUGAGUUCAGUUUCGCCGUCGCCAGCGCCAAGAAGAGGCUCGCCCGGGGCGUCGACGAGGGGAAGCACGACUUCAUGAGCUACAUGCUGAAGCACAAUGACGAAAAGGGGCUCUCCGAGGGCGAAAUAAUCAGCAACUCGUCCAUCCUCAUCAUUGCCGGCAGCGAGACAUCCGCUGCGUAUCUCUCUGGCGUAACGUGGUGCCUGAUGAUGAACCCUGCCAUCAUGGAAAAGCUGACGAGCUUGAUCCGCUCAACCUUUGCGACUGACUCCGAGAUCACGUCGACCUCGCUUGCGCAGAUCGAGUACCUGACCGCGGUUCUCAAGGAAGGCGGGCGCCUAUACCCGCCGUUGCCUACUGGCCAACCGCGGCAGGUCACAGAAGGCGGCUGCUUCAUCGCCGGCGAGAUGGUCCCCGAGGGCUCCAUCGUGUUCGUGCACGCGAUGGGGGCCAGCAUGGCGCCCUUCAACUUCGCCGACCCGGACCGCUUCGUGCCCGAGCGCUGGCUCAGGGAGCCGCCGGCCCCCUACGGCGACGAUAACCUCGAGGCCUCGAUGCCGUUUGCUCUAGGCCCGCGGUCCUGCAUCGGCCAAAGUCUCGCCUGGGUCGAAAUACGACUAAUCCUAGCGCGGCUACUAUGGAACUUCGACCUGGCGCUGGCCCCCGAGCAGACUCGCUGGAUCCAGAACCAGAAGGCCUUUCAGGUGUGGGAGAAGGGACCCUUGAAGGUGCGGCUGACGGAGCGAAAGUAGUCGCCUUUCUGUGCAACGCAAGGGGAUAGCGGCAACCCUUGGUCUAGAAAAUGGAUGGAUCGCUUUGGGGGAACACCAAUGUAGCCAUUACUAAG
Messenger RNA from Gaeumannomyces tritici R3-111a-1, 1595 nucleotides. RefSeq lists its product as hypothetical. The coding region runs from base 1 to 1500 and encodes 499 amino acids. The transcript is spliced from 8 exons. Lineage: Eukaryota; Fungi; Ascomycota; Sordariomycetes; Magnaporthales; Magnaporthaceae. The record is from RefSeq and is a predicted model, not a curated record. Gene Ontology annotation, molecular function: iron ion binding; monooxygenase activity; oxidoreductase activity, acting on paired donors, with incorporation or reduction of molecular oxygen.